Notothenia coriiceps (black rockcod) is the source of this 2628-nucleotide messenger RNA. Its product is annotated as extensin-like. The transcript has 5 exons. The coding region runs from base 76 to 2628 and encodes 850 amino acids. The record is from RefSeq and is a predicted model, not a curated record. Lineage: Eukaryota; Metazoa; Chordata; Actinopteri; Perciformes; Nototheniidae.
UGUUCCUCAAGUGAAAGUAGAAAAGUAUUAUCAUCAAAAUAUAGUUAAAGUACCAAAAGUAAAACUAGUCAUUGUAUGAUUGGUCCACCUCAGAAUCUUAAUGUUACCUCUCUUUUAGUAUUUAUUACACUUUGUUUAAUAUGCAGGUCUUUUCAUUUAUUUCCAUGUUUUCUGACUCCGAUUUUUUCUCUUUUCAGAUUCUCUUCCAAAUCUCGGAGGGCUCCUGAACGCAUCACAGAUCCUCCCCCGAACCCAGACUUCUCUCCCCCAAACUUCUCUCCCCCAAACCCAGACUUCUCUCCCCCAAACUCAAACUUCUCUCCCCCAAACUCAGACUUCUCUCCCCCGAACCCAGACUUCUUCCUUCCCCCAAACCCUCCAGUAUCUCCCCCAACCCAAACUUCUCUCCCAGAAACUCAGACUUCUCUCCCCCAAACCCUCCAGUAUCUCCCCCAAACCCAGACUUCUCUCCCCAAAACCCUCCAGUAUCUCCCCAACUCCCAGUCUGAUCUCCCCCAGUCCUCUCUCUCUCCCAUUAUCUCCCACACCCCACUUCCUAUCCCUUCCUCUCUCACCCAUCCUCACCCCUCUCUCUCUUCCUCCCAGAAUCCACCCCAUCCCUCUCACCUUCCUCACCCUUUUCCUCCCCCCCAGCUUCACUCUUUUCCUCCUCAGUCUCACCCAGAGUCUCUUUCUCCCCCUCCUCCCCCCUCCCAUUACUCCCAGUCUCACUCUGACUCUCACCCCUCUCCUCUUGCUCCCUUUUCUCACCCAAAUCUUCCUCACCCUCCCACCCAAACUCACUCUCCUUCUCCCUCUCCUCACCCCUUUCCUCACCCCUGCCAUUACUCCCAGUCUGCACCUUCUCUCCCCCUCACCCAGUCUCACCCAGAGUCUCUUUCUCAUACUAUCUCUCACCCUCCCCCCUCCCAUUACUCCCAGUCUCACUCAGACUCUCACCCUUCUCUCCCUGCCUCCCAAACUCACUCUCCGUCUCCCUCUCCUCACUCCUUUCCUCCCCCCUCCCAUUACUCCCAGUCUCACUCAGACUCUCACCCCUUUUCUCACCCUCAAUCUUCUCUCCUUCCCUCCCAGUCUCACCCCUCUCCCCCUCCUCGCCCCUCCCAGUACUUCCAGUCUCACUUAGACUCUCACCCCUCUUCUCACCCACAACCUUCUCUCCCUCCCCCCCAAACACACUCUCCCUCUCCUCACCCACAUCUUCCUCACCCCUCCCAGUACUUCCAGCCUCAUUCAGACUCUCCUCUUGCUCCCUUUUCUCACCCACAAGCUUCUCUCCCUCUCUCCCAAACUCCCUUUCCUCACCCCCAGCUUCACUCUUUACCUCCUCAUUCUCACCCAGAGUCUCCUUCUCAUAUUGUCUCUCACCCCUCUUCUCAAACUCCCCCUCCUCACCCUCAUCUUCCUCCCCCUCCCUCCCAGUCUCACCCAGACUCCUCUCUCCCUCCCCCUCCUCACCCCUACCAGUACUCCCAUAUCUACGAGGACCCUCUGUACCCCGGCUUCCCCGAGGGGGAGACGGGAGAUCCGGCUCCGACUCCCCCCCUCUCCUCCAGCAGAACGGGGGAGGAUCUUCCUAAAGAUGUCAACAUCCUAAAGUUUUUCUUCAACUUGGGCAUCAAGGCCUACUCCCACCCCCUGUGCCCCCCCUACUUAUACCUCCUCCCCCUUCAACAAACCUACCAGCUGAACCCCAAACCUCCCUCCCCCUCCCCCUCUNCCCCCAGACCCCAGGAAACCUACCCUCUUCAGCCUCCCUUUCCUCCCUCUCCAGCCUCCAUUCCCCCUCCCCAACACCAACAAUGGCAACAACACCAGGUUCCCCUACCCAGAAACCCCAGCUUCACGCACGCUUAUCCCCCCCAGAAUGCAUCAUAUCGGGGUCAGGGUUACCCCCAACCCUACCCUCCGUACCCCCCCUCCUCUCACCAGACCCCCCCAUUGGAGGAGCUCCAGGGGGUCACAGAGCAGCGUCAACCCACAAACGGAGACAAAACCCAGGGCCAGGGUCCGUGCCGAGUCCCUGCUCCUCUGGAGGGUCCUGCUGCUAACGUGGCUAAUGCUAACCCCAACAUACAAGUGGUGGUUUCUGGAUAUGGCCAUAAGAAGGACCGUGGAGACAGUCUGCAGCGAGCCGUGCUGCUGGUGGACCCCCCCCUCAACAACGACCCUAUAAUGAAGUUGCUCUCGAACCCCGACAACACCAGAAACCCCGGCUCUCCGUCACACUUUGACAUCUCCAAGACGAAGGUCACCGGGGACAACGGCAACACGUCCCGCAGUUACCACGGCCACAGGAAGUGGCCCUAUGGAGUCAUGGGUUCCGGUGGACGCCCGACGACCGUUGCCAUGGCGGAGUCUCUGUCGGUUGGCUGCAGCACCGAGGACCAAUGGGAGGAGGCGGCAUUUAAACCCCAGACCUUAAACCACAGGGGGCGAGGGAGAAAUUCGAGAGGGGGGAGAGGAAGGGGGACGCCAUGGACCUCAGGGAGGGGGGGCCAUGACUCAGGGAGGGGGGGCAACGGACGGAGACAAGGAGGCGUUGGGGGGGCGGGGUUUGACUAUGUUCAGUUUAACUCCUCCCACAUGGGGCGGGGCCAACAAUAG